This is a messenger RNA of Strongylus vulgaris, 507 nucleotides long. NCBI's taxonomy places the organism in Eukaryota, Metazoa, Nematoda, Chromadorea, Rhabditida, Strongylidae. The record is from the annotation of a GenBank genome assembly.
AUGAUGAAAUCCUUAUAACCCACUAUUGAAAUAAAAUUGCGUGAUGUGUUCAUUGAUCCCCAUCUACGAGUGAGUCAACGAAUCUUCUGUUUAGGAACAAUUUUCCUACUGUGCACUAUUGUGCUGAUAUUAUUUUUGUUUUUGUUGCUUGGAUUCAAUCGAGUGUUGCAUGAUAUCGAUGCACAAGAGCAUCAGGAUAAACAAGGAUUGCAUAUGAUACCAAGUUUUGGCACCGGUGUCGAUAAUAAUAUAUUGAAUCUCAGCAGAGACAACGUGGCAAAAAGCCGCUAUGUUGAAACGAUCCGUGACUAUCUUGAGCGUUACAAGAAGGAGCAGGUGUCGCGAAAGAACUUCACAAAAGAGUGUAGUCCAUUAGAAAAACCUCAACACGCCUGGUGCGAAUUUCCGUUGAAAAUAUUCGAAGAUGCCGGUUGUACAGCUAUUAACCGUUUUGGAUACGAUAGUGGAGAGCCCUGUCUACUAUUUGAGCUAAAAUUGGUGGGUUAA